Drosophila miranda is the source of this 1116-nucleotide messenger RNA. Its product is annotated as protein argonaute-2-like. The record is from RefSeq and is a predicted model, not a curated record. Gene Ontology annotation, molecular function: nucleic acid binding. The transcript has 4 exons. NCBI's taxonomy places the organism in Eukaryota, Metazoa, Arthropoda, Insecta, Diptera, Drosophilidae. The coding region runs from base 1 to 1116 and encodes 371 amino acids.
AUGUCUGCCAUUAGCCUUAACUGCCGAUUUGUAUGUUGCCUAGAUACCAAAACCGAGAUACGGAAUUACAAGGACGAACGUGAAAUAGAUGCUCAUUUCCACGAUUUCAAAAAAAAUCAAUUUGAUUUGGUGUUCGUUAUUAUACCAAAUGUCGGGCGCUGUUAUGAUGUCGUGAAGCAAAAGGCUGAGCUGAAGCACGGCAUUCUCACACAAUGCAUCAAGCAGAUAACAGUCGAGCGUAAAUGCAACCCGCAGUGUAUUGGUAACGUUCUACUUAAGGUCAAUUCCAAGCUGAACGGUAUUAAUCACAAGCUAAGGGAUGACCCGCGCUGUCUGUUAAAGAACGCAAUGUUUUUGGGUGCCGAUGUGAGUCAUCCGUCGCCCGAUCAGUGGGAGAUCCCCAGUGUGGUGGGUGUUGCCGCCUCCCAUGAUCCAUUCGGGGCUUCAUAUAACAUGCAAUAUCGCUUGCAACGCUCUACCCUGGAGGAGAUCGAGGACAUGGAGUCGAUAACCCUGGAGCACUUGCGUGUUUAUUAUCAGUUCCGGAAAUCCUAUCCCGAGCACAUCAUCUAUUACCGUGAUGGUGUCGGCGAUGGUCAGUUCCCCAAGAUCAAGAGUGAAGAGUUGAGAGGAAUUUCUGCGGCCUGCUGCAAGAUGCACAUUAAACCCAAGAUUUGCUGCGUCAUUGUAGUUAAGCGGCAUCAUACGCGCUUCUUUCCGAACGGAGCUCCAUCGCAAUAUAACAAGUUCAACAAUGUCGAUCCGGGAACCGUCGUAGAUCGCACAGUUGUCCAUCCCAAUGAAAUGGAGUUCUUCAUGGUCAGCCAUCAGGCGAAUCAGGGGACGGCCAAGCCGACGCGUUACAACGUAAUUGAGAAUACGGGCAACUUGGAUAUUGAUGUACUGCAGCAAUUGACAUACAAUCUUUGUCACAUGUUUCCUCGUUGCAACCGCGCAGUGUCUUAUCCGGCUCCGGCAUAUUUGGCACAUUUGGCUGCGGCACGUGGACGUGUCUACCUCACUGGCUCCACCAAGUUCCGUUCUCCACAGGAGGAGUACGCAAAGCGUUUGAUUGUUCCAGAGUUCAUGAAGACGAAUCCUAUGUACUUCGUGUAG